AUGUAUCAAUGCAUAGAUUUCGAAGCUUUGAAAGAGCAAGUCAGAAGGGAGAUGCUACAGGGGAAAGAAACCAAUAAGGUUGAUGUGGGUGCACGCAAGGAGCUAGACGGGAAGGAGUGCGGCUUGACGAAUGGCUUGAAGAAUGGCAUGAAGAAUGGCAUGAAGAAUGGCAUGACGAAUGGGAUGAUGAAUGGGGUGAUGAAUGGGAUGAUGAAUUGCGUGAAGAAUUACAUAACCAAUGGGAUGAAGAAUGGCAUCACCAGUGGCAUGAAGAAUGGCUUGAAGAAUGACAUGAAGAAUGGCUUGAAGAAUGACAUGAAGAAUGACAUGACCAAUGACAUGAAAAAUGGUAUGAAGAAUGACAUGACGAAUGGAAUGAACAGCGACAUGAAGGACGAUUUGACAAAGGCCCCGCAAAAUUGCUCAGCCAAGGAGCCUCAAGGUUGCCCAAAGGAGGGCAACGAGGACACUCGCUCGGAUAUGGUCAUCAGAACGAUAACCCCGACCCACCUGUACAACUACUUCCAGCAGUGGCUACACUAUGGAAAUAACAGAAGCCUGUUUCUCGUUGACCUUCAGAUGGAAAAGGAAUUCGAAAUGGACCAUAUCAAUAAUGCUGUACACAUAACAAACGAACCAGUAAUAAAGGAAAUGAAGAAAGAAAUCGCGUUGAAAAAAGACACAAAGGUAAUAUUUUAUCAUACUAGUGAAAAGGUGCAAAGACAUUACUAUUAUGAACACCUACUGUAUACCUACUUCGCCAAUGUGAAAGCUCAUUUUUAUUUACUAAAAGGAGGCUAUAAAAAUUUUAAAAAGGAAUACUUCUUUUUAUGUAUAGAGAAAAGUAAACCUAAAAUAAACAUAGCUUCCUUCAUCAAUUACCAAGCGUCUGCUAAUUACCCUGUAAAAUUCUGUAGCAACAUAUUCGUGGGAACACCCAUCCAUAUUACAAAUCCAUUCAUAACUAAACAUUUGAACAUAAAAUAUGUUUACGAUUUUACGGACCCUGGAUUUUAUUUCAGAAAUGUAGACGAAAUACAAUACUCGAGAUAUAAUGUGACAACCAGAAUUGUAGAAAAUUCAAAUAUACGCACAGGUGAAUGUGUAAAGUAUGGAGACCUUUUGGACGUCCGAAUGAUGUACGACGUUAUACAGAGUAUUCUGCAAAUUUUUGAUGUUCACGAAAAUAGAGGCACACAGGAUUCCAAGGUUCCAAAUGCAAAUGCAGAUAAGCAAAAGGAUGUUGAAAUCAGAACAUGCGAUAUGCAAAACUCAAGCGCUAGUGCAGAUAGAGGACCAUCACAAAAAAACGCAAUGCUGAAUACGCACAAGGAGGAAAAUACACAGAACGCAAAUUUACUAAUCAUGUGCAAUCAGGGUAUGUCAAAUCAUAAAAAGGAAAAGGUCAACAGCAUAUGUUUAGUAGUUGCCAUGUGCUAUCUUAUGUACACGAAAAAGUAUGACCCCAAUUUAACCAUUGCACAUGUCCUUAGGAUAAGAUAUAACAUUAGCAUAUGUGCUAAGACGAUGAGUUUUCUACACAAGUUCCACGCUAGCUUGAAAAGAUAUGAUUACAACAUGGACAUGUACUAUUCUCAUGAGAUGGGAAGAAAAAUGGAAAACAAAUAUAUAAGCACUAUUAACCAAACGAACGCUACUUCGAAUCAAAGCUGCAAAACUGAACAAACCCAACAGCGAAUAUAUAAUUAUUCUGAAUUCAUCGAAUUUAUCAAAAGCUAUAAAUUUGAAAACCACUAUAUUAUGAUGAACAAGGCAAAUGAAUACCUUCUGUCCAUAAAUAAUUUAUACCUGUUUGGAAAUAUGCACCUAAUGAGCGCAAUGAUGAAGGAAGAACGAACACACACUUUUUAUGAAAACAUUCUACACUCUUUACUUUUUCAAAUGCAAACAACAAUAGUGAUGUUGAUGAUGAAGAUAAUAAAGACAAUUAGUACAAAAUUUUUAAUUGUACUAUUUAUAUAUAGCUGCCAAAAUUAUGGAUGA
Molecule: messenger RNA, 2004 nt
Organism: Plasmodium fragile
Lineage: Eukaryota; Apicomplexa; Aconoidasida; Haemosporida; Plasmodiidae
Exons: 2
Coding region: 1-2004 (667 amino acids)
Source: RefSeq, a predicted model, not a curated record